GUGUUCAGAAGGGGAGCAGCUCAAUACCAAGCACAACAGCCAAGCUAAGGUGCCUCUCCUUAGCCAGUGACAGUCUGGGUGGGGCAGCCAAAGGUGUGUCCGUCCCAUGAGUCACUGCAGCGGUAACGUCUCUUUCUGUCGGCGUUGUCUGAAAGCGCACAUGCAGGUAGGGCUCACCUUCGCUACAAGUCCGGCGUCCUGCUCCGGGACUUUCUGGAGAGAACUGAGAAGUUUUUCAAAAAUGGCGAAUGUUUUCUUUUUCACCGUUUGCUCAGUGUUGAUCCUGCUUCGUGUGGAGUCGUGUUAUAUCCCGGACUCUCUCUAUAUGCUUGUGCCACAAACAAUUCAGCCCGAACAAGAAGUCGCAAGAGUUGGAACCGCUGACUGCGACAGUAAAACACUACAAACGACUUUGUCGGACCGAAACUUCAAAAUGAAGACAAAUGGAUCAAUUGUGCCCGUGACUGAAGUGUACGUGGGAACUGGCGGGCGGACAUUUUAUGUGCGGGUGCAGGACGGCAAUGGACCGCCAAGGGAGAUGAAAGUUCACCUUAUCCACAGUACACUGAAGGAGCCAAAGAACAAACCCCAGAGCUUCCUGAAGCGUUCCAAAAGGAGGUGGAGUCCUCCACCCUUCAACAUCUUAGAGAAUGAUGCAGGGCCUUUCCCGAAAGACGUUGAAAAGAUUGUGUCCGAUUCUGCAGCAACCCACGAGGUGUACUAUACUUUCAGUGGACCUGGUUACAACGAGCAUCCGGUCGGCGUUUUCAGCCUCGACCAAGAAUCUGGGAUGUUGAAAGUACACAAACCAGUCGACCGCGAGAUGUUCCCAAACUUUACACUGACGACCAAAGUUUUUGACAAAUAUACUCAUCAGCCAACAGACUUACCGUUAGACAUCAUCAUAAUUGUAGACGAUGUAAAUGACAAUGCUCCGGAUUUCAAGCCCCCAUUGCAAUUUACGGUGCCCGAGCACAGCAAAGCAGGGACAUCGGUGGGAAAGGUUGUCGCUACAGACAAAGACCAAGAAGGAAGUGAACAUGUCAUGAUCAGAUAUUCUCUGCUGACCGGUUCAGACCUGUUUUCCAUUAACCAACAAACUGGUGUCAUCACUACAGUCACUAACACACUGGACCGAGAGGUAAAAGAAAAACAUUUGGUGACCAUACAAAUCAAAGAUAUGCGUGGUCAAGCAAAUGGUCUGUCCAACACAGGAACAGCAACAAUUACCUUGGGUGAUAUUAACGACAACCCGCCCACUUUCACAAAAACAUCUUUCACCGCCAGUGUCAAUGAAAAUGAAAAGGAAAAACUUAUCCUCAGAAUUCCUGUUGAGGACAAGGAUUUAGUGAACUCGAAAAACUGGAUUGCAAAAUUCCUCAUCACUAAAGGAAAUGAAAAUGAACAUUUCAGGAUCGACACUGACCCCAAAACAAAUGAGGGACUUCUGUAUGUUACAAAGCCUUUUAAUUUUGAGCAGAACAAAAAAGUAAGGCUGGAAGUUAUGGCGCGCAACGAAGCUGAACUGAGCAACACCAAGGAAAAAUGGCAGUCCAUCCCCGUGGACGUCACCGUCACUGACGUUGACGAGGGUCCAGAAUUCACAGCUCCCACUAUCCGCUUCACCGUCAAAGAGAACACACCAAAUGACACAGUGAUAGGAAAGUACACGGCCUUAGAUCCCGAGACCAAGAGCAGCGCUGGCAUCAAGUACUACAAGGCCAUAGACCCAGCGGGCUGGAUCAAUGUCGACAGAGGUACAGGCGAGCUGAAGGUUGCAAACACAAUCGACAGAGAGUCGCACUUCGUCGAGAAUGGAAUUUACAACGUUACCAUGAAGGCUGUUGACUCGAGCUCAAAAACGGGCACGGGAACAGUCAUCAUUACGGUGGAGGACGUCAACGACAAUGUGCCACUGCUCCCCACCGGUGAACUGGUGAUAUGCGAGAAGCAAGGAGAGCUUGGCUCUGUGCUGGUUGAGGCUGUGGACAAAGACGCGCCUCCACUUUCUUCCCCUUUCAGCUUUAGUUUGCCAGCUGACAAUGAUGGCAGGUGGUCGGUGACGAGAGUAAACGCAACGACAGCUGAACUGAAGCACAUCAAAGAGCUGCCGACGGGGAUCUACGAUGUUCCAAUCCAUGUCAGUGAUCUGCAGGGUUUGGGCAAAACACAGACGGUGACUGUGCGAAUCUGCGAGUGCAGGAGUGGAGUCUGCUUGGCGAAAGACCGCUCUUCGACGUUUGGCGGACUGGGUGUACUGACUAUGCUGCUACCUCUGCUCCUCCUCCUGCUGUUAUGUUUACUCCUCUGCUUUUUCUGCGUGACUAAGAGAGACAAUCGGGAACUGGACGACAUAACAGGCGGUGGUGGAAUCUUGCUGAAAUCAAACACUGAGGGCAAAGGGGACGAAGUGGAUGCGAGUCUCCUCAUUGUCCCCACCUCUGGCACAGAUGACAUGACAAAGGGCUCAGUUAAGGAUCAGGGUAAUCUCGGGUACCAGGAUAUCAAUGGCAUGGGCACUGGCCAAAGCAUACACGAUAGCUGGAGGUACAAGACCAACGACAUGAUCAACUUCUCCUCUAGCCAGUACGAUCAGUAUGGCCAAUUCAGAGGUCAGUUCAGCCAGGGUGUUAACAGUGGCAUGAACUUCGAGGGCAGAAACGUCACCCAGGAUAUGUCUCUUCAUCACAACUGGCUGACAAACGGUCGCUAUCUGGAGCAGAAGUUGGGGUACAUGGGGACAGAGGAGGACGGACGCUACGCGGACGACAUCGUCCACUCCUACGGGUUCGAGGGGGCGGGCUCUGCCGCCGGCUCCGUCGGAUGCUGCAGCGACUUCGGCGACAGUGACAACCUCGACUUCGUUAACACGCUCGGACCAAAGUUCAAAACCUUGGCAGGCGUCUGCAAAAAGACAUGAACGCUGAAUCGCUGAAAUAAUGGUUGCUCUCCGUCUGGGAUCUGAACAUUUGAUACGCCCCUGAACAUGAAUGAGUAAAAACAGAACAAGCUGGCAUCAGUGUGUGCUGACACUGUUCUAUGAUUGCUUAGUUUUCUUAGUUUUUUCUUCUUUGCUGUUUUUUUCUUCUUUUUUUGUGGUAAAAAGUCUUUUGCACUGAAAUCUGAGAUGUACAUAUAUGUCAUUUAAUGUGGUUUAUUAACAGGAUGCUUGUGUUUAAGUCUUGGAGGUUAUGAAGGUUGUAUUGAUAAAUGCAGUGGAGGGGCUGCGGGGUUUUCUAUCAGUUAGUAACAAAUUUGGGUAUUUUGGUUAUUAAUGAUUAUGUUGUGCUCACAGUAAAGGUUAUAAAAUGUUCCAUUUAUAUUGCUCACUCACAACGUUUUGAUAUAUUUUUAGAAAAAAACAAAUGCCUAGAGAAAAGAAGACAAUGCACUUUUUCUUUUUUUUUACAUUUGAGAAGAAAAUUAUUCAUUUCAAACUCAGUUCUUUUGGAAAACAACGUAAUGUUGACGGAGGAAAUAUCUGUGCAAACACAUUCCAGCACAGCUCGCGGCUGCAGUCAACUGGGCGUUGUCUCGUACUCUGCUGUCAUGGGGGUUAUUGCCACAUUCUGACAGUAAUCCAACAAAAGUCAGCAGAAGGGUGUGAAUGGGAGGAGGGAGAUACUGACAUUGCGACGCUCGACUGUCUCAAUGAAUUUGACUCAGAUGGAUAAUUAACCAGUUCAGACAAAAGCCUUGUGUUUUCAGCUGUUCAAAUUUGUAGACGCAUUGUCAUUAAAGAAUGUGUGUAUUUGGUGAA
Messenger RNA from Solea senegalensis (Senegalese sole), 3760 nucleotides. It is a transcript of the gene dsc2l, whose product is annotated as desmocollin 2 like. The coding region runs from base 107 to 2920 and encodes 937 amino acids. The record is from RefSeq and is a predicted model, not a curated record. Gene Ontology annotation, cellular component: postsynaptic density; adherens junction; plasma membrane. Gene Ontology annotation, molecular function: calcium ion binding; cadherin binding. The transcript has 17 exons. Gene Ontology annotation, biological process: blood vessel morphogenesis; regulation of axonogenesis; regulation of synaptic transmission, glutamatergic. NCBI's taxonomy places the organism in Eukaryota, Metazoa, Chordata, Actinopteri, Pleuronectiformes, Soleidae.